Molecule: messenger RNA, 357 nt
Organism: Symbiodinium natans
Lineage: Eukaryota; Dinophyceae; Suessiales; Symbiodiniaceae
Source: the annotation of a GenBank genome assembly
AUGUCUGCAGUACUCCGCAGCGACCUCUUCGGGGGGAACCGAGCCUACUUCCUGAUCUUUGCUGGCCAGACAGACUCAGAGUUUGCGGAUGGCAUUCGGAGCAACGUCUACGCCGUGCUCAUCGAGUGUGUCGUCUUCAUGGCCUUGCAGCUUGCGGUGAAGGCGGCAACAGGGUUCAGCCUCUGGGAAUUCGCGUGCUAUGCGAUCAUUAUGGACUUCACUUUCUGGUUGCACACGCUGUCAGCAGCUUACAUGAUCUGGAAUCUGACGCUUGUCGAGCAUGGUGGGUUUUUCACUCUGAUUACGUGGGCGGAACAGAUUGAAAGCCAUGUGAGUGUGCCCUGGGAAUCCCUGUAG